CAGCAAUGUACAGUGGUAUAUGCAUCUGCGUGUUCCUUGCUGUGCUCUCAGCAAGCUCUUUCGGGCAGCAGACUGCGGGCUCACACAAUGGGAAUCCACUGGCUGCCGAGCUUGAGCAGAGUUUGACAGAGCAUCACCGGCACGUCCGCGCCCCUUCAUCCGCCGGCCCGCUGAAACCUGUCCCGCGGCUGGAUGGAAGCAUCGACCAAAGAGCUAACAUUGGUGCUUUGUUGGCCAAGUAUCUCCAGCAAGCCAGAAAAGGUCCUACUGGAAGGAUCUCAGUUAUGGGAAACAGGGUACAGAGCAUCGAUCCUACGCACAGGAUAAAUGACAGAGACUACAUGGGCUGGAUGGAUUUUGGACGCCGCAGCGCUGAGGAAUACGAGUACUCCUCCUGAAGAACCGCAAACUAUAGCAGCAAGAAAAAAAAUCACACUCCCAUGUCUGUACAGAUGGAGAAAAAUUAAUUUGUUGUCCUCUUCAAAUCAGUGUUUUAAAAUAUAUUAUGUACUGGAUGUAAAUUUGUCUGUAAGACUAUACAAUGCAAUAUAUACAUAUGCAGAAUUUUCCAGGAAAUGUUUUCUUUCUUCUGUGGUUUCUCAUACACUGAUAUUAUAUUAAAAUAAUUUCACUUAUCCCUUCUUGUCCUGUCACCACACACUGCUGGGUAUCUUACAAUAAAGAGAGGCAGGAAAAUCCAUCAGUCUGCAAUGUAAAUGUAUUCCAUGUGUUAAGUAGUCAGAUGAAUGAGUCCCUUUAUAAAGAAAUCUUGUAACGGUCACAAUAGUUGUGAACGCUAAGGAGAACUUGUCCAAAUGUAAAUACAGUAGUGCACUAUUGCCAGAGAAGGCCAACUGUCUUCAUGGUAACCCCCUUUGUAAAGGAUUGAGCUUCAUACCAAACCCACAAGUUUAUGGUGAAUAGUCAAUACCGUUAAAACUAAAAGACGACGACUAACAGUGUGUUUCACCUUCUUAGCUUAUUUAUUUUAUAUUGUGAACUAAAUGUGAAAAUUCUGCACACAGCUACGAAUCAUGGAAUAAACAGAGCAUUCCUUGC
This is a messenger RNA of Struthio camelus australis, 1059 nucleotides long. The record is from RefSeq and is a predicted model, not a curated record. NCBI's taxonomy places the organism in Eukaryota, Metazoa, Chordata, Aves, Struthioniformes, Struthionidae.